Messenger RNA from Medioppia subpectinata, 765 nucleotides. The record is from the annotation of a GenBank genome assembly. NCBI's taxonomy places the organism in Eukaryota, Metazoa, Arthropoda, Arachnida, Sarcoptiformes, Oppiidae.
AUGGCAAUUAGAGCAGCUGGUACAUACGUUUCUAAGAGUAAAGGAGCCAAGAAGGGAAAGAGUAGAGGCAAGGAAAAUAGGUUUAACAAAAAUAAGUUCUUCAAUCUGACAUCAAGACUGUUUCCGGUUACCAACCAUGGAGAAACCAGUCAUCCUAAGAUGAGAUCUAGACAGGAUUUGACCCCAUUGCUUAUUGGAAGAACGUUUUCAGUCAACCAAGGAGAUUUAGAAUGUGCGGAUCCUUUGCAGGCCAUCAACAGCCAGAGGAAUUUUGACUUUAAAGUGAAUAAAGUCCGAGGACACGACUGUUUGAGUGUGUUCAAUGGAAUGGAAGUUGCUAGGGAAAAGGUAGCAGGAAUGAUACGAAAGUGGCAUACCCUUAUCGAGGCCGAUGUGGAAAUUGCCACGAAGGAUCAGAGUACCUGGAGAUUUUUCGUAAAUGCAGUAACCAAGAGAGGAGUAUCGAAGUCUCAGAAGAACUAUGCCAAAACAUCCGAAGUUAAGGAGAUUAGGAAAAUUAUAGUAGAAAUAGUAAAGGAGCAAGCUGAGGGUCUUGAGGUAGAAAAGAUGGUUAAACUAUUAUCUACAGAUGCGAUCUCACGUGAGAUUGAAUCUAGAUGCAGUCAUAUCUACCCGAUAACGGCCUUGCUCAGAAAGGUAAAACCCAUUAAGAAUAUGCAAUGUAUCGUUAAGCCAAAACAGUCCUCUGAUUUGGGAGAGGAGGAGUCUUUGGAGAAUGAAUUUCAUGAAUCCGAUGAGGAAUAA